Messenger RNA from Tetrahymena thermophila SB210, 3567 nucleotides. RefSeq names its product tetratricopeptide repeat protein. Gene Ontology annotation, biological process: protein phosphorylation. The transcript has a single exon. Lineage: Eukaryota; Ciliophora; Oligohymenophorea; Hymenostomatida; Tetrahymenidae. The record is from RefSeq and is a predicted model, not a curated record. Gene Ontology annotation, molecular function: ATP binding; protein binding; protein kinase activity.
AUGAAGAAAGUUGAAGUGAAGGAUCUUUUCUAAUCAACUUUUAACUUAGUUGGUUAAUGUCAAGAAUAAGUUAAUUACGAAUGUUACUUAAAUUAGUGCAAACUCUUAAUAAAAUAAUUUGAGAAACUGAAAGAAAAUGACUAAUAAUAAUAAUUCCUAAAUAAAUCAACUUUCAAUUAUUUAAAUCAGAAAUAGUUUUAUGAUUAAGAAUUUUCAUAGAAGGAUGAUAAAACAAUUCAUCAAUUUUUAAUUAAAUACAGCAAAGAAGAUGAUUUAAAAACUUUAGAAGAGACAAUUACAAAAUUAGAAGAUUAGAACUAUUAAUUGAAUCUCAAUAAAAGUUAUUCUUUUUCUGAUUAAAUCUUAGAUCAAUACCAAAUAAGAAAAGCAUCAGAUUCAACACAAGAUUCUGAAUAAGACCAAAAUAUACGCUUUAAUUAAGAGUAAGACGCUUACUAGCAAGACUUGUUGGAUGGAUAUCUUGCACCACAAAGUUAGAGUUCUUCUAAAGAGUCUAAUUAGAAUCAUAGUAUUAUCUUAGAAAGUAUAAACGAUAUUAUCGAUUGUUUCAAUACUAUAGAAAGGAAAAAUUUGAAAUAAGGCAAUAAAUAGUUAGAAAAAAAUUCUUCAAAAAAUUCAAUUAACAGCCACUCAAAUAAAUUAAAAUAAAACUGCCUUUCUGAUGAUUAAAGAUAGUUUAAUAAUCAAGAAUAACCUUAGGAUAACAUAAGUAAUAUAAUUGAUUAAUUCUUUUAAGAUAAAUUAAAAUAAUUUUAUGAAUGUGUUAAUAAUGGUAAUUGUGGUGAUUAUGUUAAUUGUAGUUAUUGUUUUUAUUCUAGCCUUUAAAUAGCUGAUUAAUUGAUUGAAAACUUAAAAGAAAUAAAUUGCACACUUCAAUAGAAAUUAGGAAAUGGAGGCGAAUCAAUAGUUUUUAGAGGUAUUUAUAAGAAAGAGAACUCUAAUAAUUAUGAAGAAUAUGCAAUUAGGAUACAAGAUAUAGAUAAAGAAAAUAAUUCAGAUUAAGAUUUUAAUGAAAUUGAAGUGUUCAAUUUUGUAAAAAAUUCCACAAAAAUUAUAAAUUGUGUUUUUCAAAAAGUAUUUUAAAUUGGGGAUUUAAAUAUCCUUGUAUAAAUACUUGAUCUUUGCGAAACUGAUUUACAAAAAGAAAUUGUUAAUGGCAUAGAAUUUGAUGAUUUAUGCUCAAAAAUACUAGAAUUGCUAGAUGUGAUAAUUGAACUAAAAAUAUACAGAAUUACCCACUCUGAUAUAAAACCAGCAAACAUUUUAAUUAACUCAGAAAAAAAAUGUAUCAUAACAGAUUUUGGAAUAUCUAUUCUCUCUACUAAUUAAUCCUAAAAGAGUCGUGGGCAUACAUUAUAUUAUGCUGCACCAGAAUAAGAACAAAAAUAAUAUAUUGAUCAUAGUACAGACAUCUUUAACCUGGGUAAAACAUUUGAAGUGUUAAUAAAUAAGAUCAAAUAUUCCUCUGAUGAGAUUAUUCAUAAUAAUUAAAAAGAAUGCAUAAAAAAAUUAUAGAAUAUUAUUAAUUCUGAAAUGUUAGAAAAAGACUAAAAUAAACGAAGCGAAAGUUUAGUUUUACUUAAAAAAUUUUAUGAUAUAAUUAAAUAAUAUAGUGAUAGCGCAAUUGAGAGCUAUGCUAAAAACAUUAAAUAGAUUGUUAAGUAAAGAAGAUUUGAAACUACUAAAAAUAUUUUUGAACUCUAAGAAUCCAAAUUAGUGCAGCUUUUGCUUGCUCUCCAAAUAAACCUUGAAAAGAAAUAUUCUUAAUUUAAUUUGAUGAAUUCAGAUUUACUCUAAACCAUAGAUUUCAUUAUUCAAGAAUUUGACUUGACCAGUUAAUUAGAGCUUAAAUCUUAGUUUACUAAAUUUUUUGUUUUCCUUCAUUCUAUUUUUAUUUGUUAGAUUUUCAAAUCUAUAGAAAAGGGUUAAAGCUAUGAUGCAAUAUAUCAAUACUUUAGUUGCUUUCAGAGUAUUUGUAAAUCACUCUAUGACAUAGGAAUCUGUUUGCUCUCAGAAGGCCACUACAGUCAAGCUGUGAAUUAUUUCUAAAUAUCCUACGAAAUAUAUGGCAAAAUAUUACCUGAAUCGAAUAGAGAUCAAGUGAAUAUAGCUAAUACUGUAAAUAAAAUAGGAGAUUGUUACUUUAAGCUAGGACAAUUUGAUAAAUGCUUAUAAUAUUAUAACUAAUCGCACGAAAUAAGAACAUCUUUUUCAAAUAAAGAAAGCGAAGAUAUAUAUUUAUCUCUUUCAAGUUUAGGAUAAUAUUAUAAUUAAAUAGGAGAUUAGUAGAAAGCUUAAAAUUACCUUAAUGAAUCAUUAGAAAUUUAAAAGAAAUUGUUAGAAAGAGAAACACACCCUGAGACAGCUUAGUCAGUUUUUCAUACAGCAUCUUGCUUGUUUUAAUUAGGAAAGUAUGAAUAGGCUCUAGAGAGGUAUUUAUAAUGUCUAGAAAUGAGAUUAUAGGUAUUUUUUAAUGACCAUAGCGAAGUUGCAACUUCUCUUUGCUAAAUCGGAGUAUGCCUUUUUAGAUUAACUAAAACGGAAGAAGCUAAGAAGUACCUAAUUGAAUCACUUGAAAUGAGAUAGAGAUUAUUUAAAGGAGACCAUACUGAUACUGCAUAGUCUUUAAUGCAAUUAGGUUCUUACUUUAUGUUUUUAGCAAAUUUAUAAAAAGGUUAUGAAUAUCACACGCUUUCAUUAGAAAUGAAAAAAAGGCUUUAUGGAGAUCUUAAUCAUCCUGAUGUAGCAGAAUCUAUGCAGUACCUAGCUACAUGUAAUAGAGCAUUAGGAAAUCUCUAAUAAUCUUUAGCUCUUGAUUACUUAUCUUUAUAUAAAAGGUAAUCUAUAUAUAGAGGUAAUCACAUUGAUAAGGCUAACUCUCUACAUGCUGUUGGAUCAGGUUUAAUGUUUUAAGGAAAAAUAAAAAUGGCAAUAAAUUACUUUAAAAUGUCAAUAAAAAUGAAAGAAAGUAUAUAAUCUAACUAAAAUAAUCUCUCUCUCUCUAUAAAUAACCUAGGAUUAUGCUACUCUUAUUAAGGUAAAUAUUAAUUAGCACUAGAACAUAGUUAAAAGGCAUUGGAAAUUUAAUAAAAAUAAUUCAAAGCACAUCCAACUAUAGUAUUAUUCCUUUUGGAUGUUGCUAGAAGCUAUUUUUACCUUGGAAAUUUUAAAUAAGCUAUUAAUUACUCAAAUAAUUCUCUUAUAAUGUUAGAUUAAUUAAUUAAAUUUCACUACAAAGGCUUUUUACCAUAAUGGGUAAAACCUGAGAGAGCAUUAAUUCUCUUGAAUUUAAGCUCUUAUCAUUAUGCAGACAAAGAUAUAGCUCAAGGUAACUUUUAUCUUAAAGAAGCGAUGAAAUUUUAUGAGCAAGUGUUUGAGUCUGAUUAACUCAACCCAUAACAAAUAUAGGCUUUAAAACUUUAAAAAUGCUAUUCUGAUCUUAAGAAUUCUGGAUAAUAUAAUAGCAAUAAUGUCUAUUUAUUAGAUAAGAUCUCACUUAUUCUUAUUAGAUUGAAUAUAUCAAAUUUGAAGCAGAAAUAAAAAUGA